ACCCCCCGCUUCACAAGCGGAGCCCAUCGGAACUCGAGGCGGGGCUGCUGGAUCUUCCAGGAGCGCCCAGACACGGGCGGGUGGCCACGGGUGGCCACAGGCGCUGGGCAGGAUGGCAGCGGCCGCAGAGCGGGCCCUUCCACGUCUGCAGGCUCUGGCCCGGCAGCCACCACCCAUAAGCAAUGAGGAGGAGCUUUAUGACUGCCUGGACUACUACUACCUGCGCGACUUCCCUGCCUCAGGGGCCGGGCGCAGCAAGGGCCGCACUCGGCGCGAGCAGGCGCUGCGCACCAAUCGGCCUGCACCUGGCGGGCACGAGCGCAAGGUCCUGCAGAAGCUCCUCAAUGGCCAGCGCAAGCGCCGCCAGCGCCAGCUGCAGACCUGGCUGCGCACUCGCCCCACCUGAGCCUGGGAUACCGAAGGACCUGUUCAAAGUAUUUUCUGUAACUCCAACUGUAACUUGUUUCUGAGGAGGAGAGAAUCCAUGUUUGGUCAACAGAACUUUUCCCUGUCACUUAAGUUUACUGCUUCCAUAUCUUUUCCUUACUUGAUUGUUAAUUAAGUAGUGUCCAAGUGGAUUAGCCUUUUGAGGGUUUAUUAAUUAAAAGAGAGCAGCAAGAAUGGCAUUUUAACUCUCC
Rhinopithecus roxellana (golden snub-nosed monkey) is the source of this 638-nucleotide messenger RNA. It is a transcript of the gene NUPR2, whose product is annotated as nuclear protein 2, transcriptional regulator. The transcript has 2 exons. Gene Ontology annotation, cellular component: nucleus. Lineage: Eukaryota; Metazoa; Chordata; Mammalia; Primates; Cercopithecidae. The coding region runs from base 113 to 406 and encodes 97 amino acids. Gene Ontology annotation, biological process: negative regulation of cell cycle; regulation of transcription by RNA polymerase II; negative regulation of cell population proliferation. The record is from RefSeq and is a predicted model, not a curated record.